This is a messenger RNA of Amblyraja radiata (thorny skate), 1866 nucleotides long. RefSeq names its product kynurenine 3-monooxygenase (gene kmo). Bases 260 to 1666 code for a protein of 468 amino acids. NCBI's taxonomy places the organism in Eukaryota, Metazoa, Chordata, Chondrichthyes, Rajiformes, Rajidae. Gene Ontology annotation, biological process: quinolinate biosynthetic process; L-tryptophan catabolic process. The transcript is spliced from 16 exons. Gene Ontology annotation, molecular function: FAD binding; kynurenine 3-monooxygenase activity. Gene Ontology annotation, cellular component: mitochondrial outer membrane. The record is from RefSeq and is a predicted model, not a curated record.
AAUUUUGUCAGAUUUCCAAAGUCCACGUUUAGUUUGCUGCGCUGGAAGGGAUAAGGUAAGCCAAGCACAAGACCUGACGCUAGGAACUGAGAGUUUCAUACCAUGCUGCAUUUCGUGUCUAUGACCGCCAGCUGGUGCCCUCCAAGCCAAAGUUGGGGAAGUUAACUUUUAUGGAGUGAAAGAACGACUGGUUGUCAAUGGAUCAGAGAGGUCUCCGUAAUUUAUAUGAAGUCAGUGGGUACGUUGUGCUUUCUGGAAGAUGUCAUCUGGACCCAGUCUCCAACACUACGAAAAUGAAGGGACAAAGAAAGUCGCGAUUGUUGGAGCUGGCUUGGUCGGUGCUUUAAAUGCAUGUUUCUUUGCAAAGCGAGGCUUCCAGGUGGAGGUUUACGAGGCACGGAAAGAUAUUCGAACUGCUAAAGAUGUACGAGGAAGAAGUAUCAACCUUGCCUUGUCGUACAGAGGCCGGCAAGCCCUCAAAGCCGUUGGAAUGGAAGACCAGGUGGUUUCCAAGGGUAUUCCCAUGAAUGCAAGAAUGAUCCAUUCUCAUUUGGGCAAGAAGUCCUCGCUUCCAUAUGGAAAAAAGGGCCAGUACAUCCUGUCGGUGGACAGAGCAAACUUAAACCGAGAACUGUUAUAUGCGGCUAGCGACUAUCCAAAUGUUAAGUUAAACUUUGAAGAGAAAUUGCAACACUACAGUUUGGAGAAGGGGUCACUGACUUUUAUCAGACCUGAUGGCUCCUUUGAAGUUUCACAUGAUCUUGUUGUUGGAUGUGACGGAGCUUUUUCAACUGUAAGGAGACAGUUCAUGCGACAGGCCAGGUUUGAUUACAGCCACGUAUAUAUCCCGCAUGGUUAUAAAGAGCUUACCAUGCCUCCUAGAAAUGGUGAUUUUGCAAUGGAACCCAAUUUUCUUCACAUAUGGCCCAGAAACACCUUUAUGAUGAUUGCUUUGCCGAACCUGGACAAGUCAUUUACGUGCACUCUGUUCAUGCCUUUUGAAGACUUUGAGAAACUCACGACAGGAGAUGAGGUGCUUCAGUUCUUCAAGGAAUACUUUCCAGAUUCCAUACCUCUGAUAGGAAUUGAGUCGCUGAAGCAGGAUUAUUUCCGUUUGCCAGCCCAGGCCAUGAUCUCGGUGAAGUGUUCCACCUAUCACAUUGGGGCCAAGUGUGUACUAAUGGGAGAUGCAGCUCACGCUGUCGUUCCUUUUUAUGGGCAAGGCAUGAAUGCCGGUUUUGAAGAUUGCAUCGUCUUCGAUGAAUUAAUGGACCAGCUUCACAAUGACCUUUCUAAAUGCCUUCCUGAGUUUACAAGACUACGUGUUCCUGAUGAUCAUGCUAUUGGAGAUCUGGCCAUGUACAACUAUGUGGAGAUGCGCGAGCAUGUGAACUCAAAAUGGUUUAUUUUCCGUAAAUAUGUGGACACUUUCCUCCAUUUCUGUAUGCCGAAGACCAUUGUGCCACUGUACACCAUGGUGACUUUUAGCAGAAUACGUUACCAUGAGGUGAUAAAACGGCAUAAAUGGCAGUGCAAGGUAAUCAAUUCCAUUCUAUUUGUCAUGGGAGCAUCGGCAACAAUAACAGGAGCAGUACUGCUUUUCCACCACUUUCCCAAGUCGCCUCACCUCCUGGUGCUGCAGAACUGGAAUUAUAGCUUCAAAUAACCAAAUGAUAAACCAAAUCUUUGCAGUUUUAUAACAAAAGACAAAUGAGCUCACAGUGUGGAAUUUACAAAUAAUGAUCAUAAUAUGGAUUUACAGGUACACCAAAAGUUUGGAGCUGAUGAAAAAUGCUUGUUGCCCACUGACAUUUAGCACUGCCUGUAAUAAGUAUAAUUUAUUAAUGAUUUAUUUAUUAAUUAUUA